AUGUUUUUGGUUUAUUAUCAUUCAAAGGAAAAUCAUGCUCAAUUCACUGUGAAAGGGUGUGAGUACAUUGAUAUCCUUGAAAGAGAGAACGUGGCCAUCUUGACCUAUAGAAGGAAGGACUUUUUAUACUUCUGCCACUUGAGCUUUUUGAAGGAACGUUUCAUACAACUGUUGACAAAUCUUUGCACUAGUGGGUGUGCUGAUGACUGA
Ilex paraguariensis (yerba mate) is the source of this 210-nucleotide messenger RNA. Lineage: Eukaryota; Viridiplantae; Streptophyta; Magnoliopsida; Aquifoliales; Aquifoliaceae. The record is from the annotation of a GenBank genome assembly.